AUGGUCUCCGUGCACUCGAACAAGAACAACCGGGGUCUCACGAGACCUCUCGAACCCUCCGACCAGUCGCCGCCAGCGCCUCCCUGCGUCACUCCAGCGUCUGUCACAGACACGGAUGAUAAGUUUCAGGUUCGAAAGUUCUUCCCGAACCCAGGCCGAAGUGCCUGGAAACAGGUAUUUUCUGCAAGACACGAAAAGAUGUGCAAAACGCCUCAACCUCCACAUCCGGACGGCCACAUUUCCCCAAUCUUCAAAAAGUCCAACUUUAGCCGGUUAGACGCCAUCCGCGGGCUUGAAAAACCCCUCGAAACCUGGCUCGAUCCCCGAUAUACCAUCGACGACGAAUUUUACGGCCGAAUCCGGCCUGCGCUUGUGCUAGCGACACGGUUCUGCAAAUAUACAUCUGAAUUUUUCAACAUUCUAGUCUUUGGCGAGUUUGAAUUGGAGGGUCGGAUCCUAAAAUAUGAUCGUUUUACGGAAUUGGAGCUUGGGUCUGAAUCGUUCCCAGCUAUGAUGGACAAUCUCACCAACAUGCAGUUCUUCACCGGCUAUCAUGAUAAUAAUCAUGACCGUCACGCGGAUACAUAUGCGUCAACCCACUUCGGGACACAUCCAAAAAAUUGCACUCCACGAAUGACAACCACCGCUGUGCAGCUCAAUAACAAAUUCACCACAUUCUUUACCCACGUCCACUAUUACUCAUUCGCAGAUGAGGUCAAGAACGUGAUGACAGUCAGUUUAGCCAUAACUCUGAUGCACGAGCUGGUGCAUGUAUGGUACACUCUGCGGAGAAUGGAAGUCGCCCGAUUUGGCCACCUGGAGCUGUGCAAGCUCAUGCAGAAGGAGCCGUACUUCUUCGGAAAUGAGAAAUGGAACGAGUUGGGCUUAUCUUGGGAACAUUUCGCCUUCAGAGGCAUGCCGCAGUUAAACACCUCGGGCAAGGGGGGUUAUGCACGGGCAAAGAGUCUCCGCUUAACACCCUUGCUCAACGGCACUGACAAAAACGACGAGGUCAUUGUGGACUCAGAGAUUGUGCGCGCUCUUCUCGACCAGGAAUGCUGGGAACUAUAUGAAAGAUUGCUCAUCGGAGAUCUUGCUGCCGGUUAUAUGUCCAUCAGAGGCAUGGGGAUUUUGGAGAGGAUGAAUAUGGUUGUCGCCUUGCGGGAAUUUUACAAUGAGACUGGUCGGCUGCCUCUUUCGGCAGAGUUACUCAGAGCCACGGGACAACACUUUAGGAAGCAACAACGCCCAAAAUCAAUGUCCAUAGAUGCCGAGAUAACCAAGAUCACCACCAAGCUACAAACACUAUCCUUAGAUCCCGAGAUGAGCGAGAUCACCACCAAGCUACACUCGCUAUCGAUCCAUACCAAGACAACCGAGAUCACCACCAAGCGACAAGCACUAUCGAUCCAUACCAAGAAGACCGAGAUCACCACCAAGCUGCAAAAACAAUCGACCGAUGCCAAGAUUAGCGAGGUCACCAAUGUGCUACAAACGUUAUCGACCAAUACCAAGAAGACCGAAAUCAAGACCAAGCCACAAACCCUAUCGACCGAAACCAAGAGGACCGAAAUCGUCACUAUGCUACAAGAAAACUGUGGCUUCUCGUCUCCAGGUCCAAUAUGGGCGGAGGAAUGCAUGAAUUAUGCCCUCGAGUGGCAAUUCUUACAUGAGGAAGCCAUCUCUGAUCCCGAGUACUUGGCUGGGAGGGCGCGCAACCAAGAGAGGAUCGAAAAUGCGCGACUUGGACGGUCUCACCGGCGGGAAGGCAAAAGGUGGUCCAAACGGAGGGACGAACAGGAACCGGCACUCUAUAAAUGGUGA
This is a messenger RNA of Fonsecaea multimorphosa CBS 102226, 1824 nucleotides long. RefSeq lists its product as uncharacterized. NCBI's taxonomy places the organism in Eukaryota, Fungi, Ascomycota, Eurotiomycetes, Chaetothyriales, Herpotrichiellaceae. Bases 1 to 1824 code for a protein of 607 amino acids. The record is from RefSeq and is a predicted model, not a curated record. The transcript has a single exon.